AUGGACGACCUAUCGUCGUGGCAUCGAUCUGUGCCAUCCACAGCGCAGCCAACGCCCCCCAUCCCGACCUUGGAUUCAACUUGGGAUUCUGAAUUUCAGCCAUGUGCGGCCACUGCAUCUUUGUUCCUAUUUGCGCAAGGCUCUGUCAUUCUUUCCCUACAUCAUGAUACCUUGGCAGUGGAGCGCCGGUUUUCACUUCAUUCAGAUAGGAUAGCAUUCAUUUGCGUUGACAACGUGAGUGAACGGGGUGCCGGCCGACUGGUGGUCAGCUAUGAUUUUGCUCAAACAGCAAUCGUCUGGGACCUCUUCACUGGGAGUGAGAUAUCACGCUUCGCUUCAUACGAACCUCUUAGAGUGGCAGCAUGGAUGCGAAAUGGACAUGUAGCAUUCGGGAAUGGAAAGGGCGAAGUGAUCAUGUUUGAACCAGCAACCUCAGAACACUUAUCUGCUCGCACCAUCUUCGAUCCUAUAACCUCUUUGGCCCCGGCUGCGGACUGUCGAAGUUAUGCAAUUGGCUAUCAAAAUGGCUCCAUCUUGAUAGCCACAUUGCAUCCCAGCUUCACAAUCCUCCAUACUUUAUCCACUACCAGAGGUCCAUCACCCAUAGCUUGUCUCGCCUGGCAUACAUCCUCGUCGAAACAGAAGUCUGACAUGCUUGCAACUCAAACAAUGGAUGGCGACCUCCGAGUUUGGAGCGUAGCAAAGGCACCUUCGAACGAAUCUCCUCGUGUCAUCCGUGCAUUGAAACGAACCGAACCGUACUCCACUGGACCAAAGUGGAUUUCCUGGUCCAAGAAUGGCAGAAUCGUACAAUACUCUGACAGGGAAACAUGGGUCUGGGACGUGAGAACAAAACAUGUGACAUAUACAACUAUCCCGACGAUUGAAGAUGUACUUGGUAUGGCCAAUUAUGGCCCCACCGCGACUUUAUUUACCAUUGGCCCCAACAAUACCAUCCAGCAGUAUGAUUUGGAUAACUCCACCAUGGUUAAGAAUGUCAGGCAUCUUCCCAUAGACCAGGUGGCCGCCGUUGUCGAAGAGCCCAAAAUAAGGCCAAUGUCUCCAAGUUAUUUCUCGAGAGGAAGUGGCGCACGGAGUGUUCAGAGUUUCCGAGGUCCUGAGGUAUCGAUUCAUGAGAUUGCAAGCCAACAACGGGCAAACACGACCAGCCCUAUGUCAGGUCGUAGCCGCACCAAUUCGAUCAGCUCGCACGCUUCAUCCGGUCGGGUCCGUCCUUUCUCUCCUCUGAACAAGUCAACCUACAGUGGCACAACUUUCUCCAUGACUUCACCUCUUGGUCGGUUACCUUCGCAAACGGGCACAUCCAUUGCGUAUGGCUCUUCUACGUCCGUGUCCUCUGUUCGUUCUCGUGGUGGUUCACGGCUGAGAAACGAGGUGACACGAAGUCCCGUUGACGAACCCCUGGAAGACCUCUUCCCUUUUACAAGGGAACGAGUUAAUGAAGUGACCUAUAUUCAACAAAUGCAACCACUCGAUGAAUCUCGCUUGACGCCCGAUGCAUUGCGGCGACAGAUGCUCCAAGUUGUCUUUGGAUGGGACGGGGAUAUCGAAGACCUAAUUCGUGAUGAGUUAAACCAACAUCCUCCCACCAGCCCGAAUGCCAUAUUUCUGUCACGUUGGUUAGGUGAGCAAGACCCGAUGCAAAUGAUGGCCAUGCUUAGUUCAGGCCCUGUCAGUUCCUCUGCGUGGAUGUUUCUAGCUCUUAGCCAGAUGGGCGGCGAAGAACAGGCGAAUAAAGUCGGCCAGAGUUUUGUGCAACGACUGCUAGAAACUGGCGAUAUUCAUGCUUCAGCAACCAUCCUUCUUGCUCUGGGAGACCGUAAUGAUGCAAUUGAAGUUUAUGUAUCUCGAAAUCAUUAUAUGGAAGCCAUUCUCAUGACCUGCCUUCUGCUGCCGACUGACUGGCAGCGACAGUCGUAUCUUGUGCGCCGAUGGGGCGAACAUGUGGUGUCAAACUCUCAACAGCAGCUGGCAAUUCGGUGUUUUAUGUGCACAGGAGCUGAACCAUCUGAGCCGUGGAUGUCGCCUACGCCUUAUCGUGUUUCUUCGCCUGUUUCCGAGCCACAAUCAAAACCAGCAGACCUUUUGAAACCCGAUACAGCCAAUCGGAUGACUGUGAAGAACUCGUCUCUUAAGCUAAUAACCUCUUUUGGUCCCCAGUCUAGCCAGGCAUUCAAAUUUCCCGGCCUCAAGUCGGAUGAUCGCACGCCUACAAAUGCCCCGGGCAUUACACCCAUUGCCGAAUCAGCCGUUGGAGAGUCUGCGUUGUCCCCAGGUGGUCUUGGGUCAUAUCGACUCAACAACAUGCGAAGCAUCAAUCAUUCAAUGUCUGCUCGAGCGGGAACACCUAGUCAUGCACACCGACAAAGACUGCCUUCCAUUGGUGAAACCCCAGUAGAUGUGCAGCCUCCCAACUUCCCACCAAGAUCUCUCCCUACUCCGGUUGACUCAAGCUCCGAGAAGGGGAAACAAAAAGUAUCCAGAAUUGAUGAUUUCGACCAUGGCGGCAAAGAUAAUGACCCACCUGUGCUACUAUUAACGUCGGCACGUUAUGAACCAGGGAAAGACAGUCACGGCCCGAGUCCGCAGACAGCAGUACAGACAGUGGCAAACAAGUUCGAGGACAUCAAGGGUCUUCCGUCCCCUGCCGCAGGAGUUUUCGAAACCUUGAAGGAGCAGAGUUUGGUGAGGAAUGGUUCUCGUGACCGCAAACCAGAGGGGCUUCAUAUUCAAUGGCCGCCAGUUGACACCUCUGAAUCUGAAGCUGGUCCAUACACUGAUGGCACUGGUGGUGGAACCCCUUCUUCGGUUUUCCAAAGCUUCCGUUCUACGAAAAGCCCCAGUGUUAGCGGUCGCAGCAUUGAUCAGUAUAUCAGCAGCCUGGAAGAGGCUAAUUACUAUGCUAAGCAUGUUCGUCGCCCUCACACAAAGACUCGGCAUCACGGAGAAGCUAGUGGGAGCGAACGCAAAAAGAGUUCUAGGAAUGGCUCUGUAGAUUCUCGAGGGCGACCCACCAAUCGCUACAUUGCACCGGCCAAGCGCUCACCGUCUUCGCCAGUUCCAAUGUCCCCCGAAGAGUUCGCGAAAUAUAAUGCGAGCGUUGAGAGCUUCGACACCGAUGCUUCGAAAUACCGUAGCAGGAGCCAUGCCAAAGGCAGCUCGCGCGUUCGCGACUCAUCUACACAUGGUCGCCGCCAUCGGUCGACAUCUAGAGGCAUCGACCGGAAGCAACAAGCAAGAAGUCGAAACAGCACCAGUCGCCACAGCCGAGGGCGCAGUAAUGACAGGAACAAGUCUGGCAUUCGGUCUCCCACAUCACCUUUGCCCAUGUCCCCUGCUGCUGAUGAGGCGAGGGGAUUUGAGGAUAGUCUGCGUUUUGUUACUAGUGACCGGGAACGCUUGCACCGGUCUCGACAGCGAAGUUCUAGUCGUCGUCCGGAUCGAGGUGCUAGCAGUGUUAGGCGCGACCCUUCCCCUGACAAAAGGCGCGCCAGAGCUAGAUCAAGCAGUCGCAAGGCCCGUGAGCCCAAUUUUGGGCCAGAGAUUAGUUUGAACUCCAUCCCAACAGCUGAAAUUAUUGAGGAGCCUUCAAAAUCUGAGUACUCAAACGAUCAUUCUAUUGCUUUGAGUGCGCACGAACGGGCCAAGAGAGAGUUGGCAGCCGCUGAGCUUGAGGCGCGUCGGCUAUCUCUGGCACGCCGCCCGUCUGCUCCCAAGAUUCCUCUGCCUGGAGAUUUCCAGACUGCUGCAAUGGUCUCUGCCGGUGGGGGUAAUCUGCCUGAAAGCCCCCCUUCAUCCGGCGAGUCAUUCGACAGACGGUUCCGAUCCAAGAGCAACGCCAGCAAGCGAUCGCCGGACUUCCAGAAUGGGUCUGACUCUGGCUCAUCUACUCGAGGCCGUGCCGGUACGAUUGGUUUACCAGCUACUCCUAAGGCAAUGCGGCGUCCCAGAUACGGCGAGGGACACGACGAGGAGGCGCCGGCCAUGCCAGAAGUCCCUCUGACACUUCCAAGUACGGUAUAUCAGGCCGAAGCCGCAAGAAUCAGCCGGUCCAUGUCAGUUCCAGUAGCUGAAUAUCAACAAGCUCCGCUUCCCGCCGAUCUUCCUCAUCAUCCAAGAUUCAUUCCCAACAUCCCACGAAGUCGGUCAACCAGCAGGACUCGAGGACCCUUAAAUCACCGACGUGAGAACUCUCGGGAGCAUGGUUUACCAUCUUACGGCUCGCCACCAACGGUAUCUGUCAACAUUGAAAAUGACAUUACGGUGGUGGAAAACACGAGAACCAAUCCGCCAAUUCUCCCCGAGCUGCAGCAUCUAUCAACGCCUCCACCGCCGCCUCCUAUUCCCGGUGUCGGACCCAGGUCAAGGGAAUUUAUGUCGAAUCAAUCCGCCAUGGACAACGCUCGGGCGGGCCGGGAACUUGCACGGCCAAUGACGACUGAUGCUGACACGCAGUCCCUGCGUAGAAUGUCAGUUGAUCACCGGCGUGGUCGUAGCAUCAACGAAAGUUUCGCAAGUAAAUUCAAAAACUUUACAGGCCGAAUGCGCAGUAACAGUCGCGGUCCUGGUGUGCAAUCCUCACCGUCAGACGAGAAGAAUACAGUCUCCCCGUACGAGAGUGUGCAGAUCCCAAGGGAUUUUUAA
This is a messenger RNA of Talaromyces atroroseus, 4665 nucleotides long. RefSeq lists its product as hypothetical. Gene Ontology annotation, cellular component: nucleus. The transcript is spliced from 5 exons. The record is from RefSeq and is a predicted model, not a curated record. Lineage: Eukaryota; Fungi; Ascomycota; Eurotiomycetes; Eurotiales; Trichocomaceae. Bases 1 to 4665 code for a protein of 1554 amino acids. Gene Ontology annotation, molecular function: transcription factor binding. Gene Ontology annotation, biological process: positive regulation of transcription by RNA polymerase II.